AUAUUAAUAUAGAUAUUCUGUGAAAAUCUCAUGAAUAGUUUUUGAUCGUAACAAAAUUAAAGUUUUACAAUUGUGUGGUGUUAAUGGAUAUUAUCUAAAGAAAUGUCUUCACUUACAUCUACAGAGUUAACCAUUACAUGUGAAGAGCUGGAUAAUUCCAAAUUAAGCAUAAAUUCAAACAACAGUCAACUCAUUAUAGAAAAUAAAUCUCCUGAUGUGACAAUUUCUAAAUCUGACCCAGCCACAACUCUACCAACCUUGGUACCCACCUCUAAUCCUUCUGUUACAAUGAAAACACAAGUUGUACCUUUUGUAUAUAUCCAAAAUAAUUCAAAAACUCCUUUUGCUUCAGUUAAUAAAACCACUGGCAAUGUUAUUGUAAAUAAUAUUCCACAAUUUCAGUUAACACCAAUAGGUUCUAAUAUUAAUAAACAUUCGGUUUCUACUACAUCAAUUCCUAUUGCUCCAACACAAAAUGUAAUUUUUACCACUGGACGACCCAAUCCUUUAGUUAUCCAUAAACCACAAGGAAAUAUGGUACCUUUGGUACCUGUUUCAGUGUCUGGAACCACAAAAAUUGCUGGUGUUUUAACUAUGUUAAAACCAAAUGCUAAACUAAACGACAAUAAAACUUUAAGUUCUAUACAAUUGAAUAAUAACAACUUGAACUUGCCUCAUAUACCUCAACUCAAUACUUUUAUUCCCUCACAAAAUCCACAACAAAAAUUUGUUUUGGCACCUAUGCCAAAACUAACAACAAACAGACUAGCAACAUCCACAACUAACAGUGUUCAACCAAAACUUGCUCUAUUACCAAUGCCUGUACCUAAUUCUGAACCAAUUAUUACCACACCUAAAGUGUAUAGCCAUUUUAAAUUAAAUGAUGGGCAAUUACGAGUUGAACCUGCAAAUAUAGUUAUGUGUGAUAGUUUAUCAAAUGAAAAUAGCAUUGACUUAGAUAGUAAUAGUGAUGAGAAGUUGAUUUGUGAUGAAGUAAUUGACUUGGACAGUCCAGAGAAAAAUGAUCUCAUUAACAAAACAUAUGAACUUAGUAUCACUGAAGAUUCUACUAGUUCCCAAAAAGAACUAAAAAAUUCGGCUGCAACAAACAGUAGAAAUGCUUCUAAAGAUGCACCUAAAUUUUCUAAAUAUGGUGUAUCAAUCCUUAAAAAAAACUAUAAUUGUUUAGAUCGUAAAAGUGAGAAACCUAACAGUUUAGUUAUUAGCAAUAAUAAUUCGGCUUCAGUUUCAGAAAAUAAAGAAGUUCUUAUUUCAAAACCAAACCGAAGUGAAAUGGAUAAUAUUAUAAUAACAAUACCUGCCCCACCAAAACCUGAAAAAGAAAGAAGACGUAAAUCAACAUUAACAUGCAUUAAGGAAUAUGAUGAAAUGGAAGUAACUUCUACUGAUGCAUAUGGAAAUGAAGUAAUUUCCAAACCAUCUUUUGAAAAACAAAAUCUUGAAAAAUCACCUCUUAAUAAUAAUAAAUGCCCUUCAUUAGAGGAGUCAAAGAAAAACUUAACAAGCGAAGUUGAAAUAGAAUUAAUAAAAGAAAAUCCACCAGUUAUGAAAGUUGAAGAUUGUGAUCUUCAAAAAGUUCUUCAUUGGGAUGAUGGCAUAGGCACAUUGCCUGGAACUGAAAUUAAAUUUAUAAUAAAUGAAUUUAAUUUAGUUGAAUACAUCACCGAAAAUGAAUACAAAGAUCUUAUUGAAAAACGAAUAGUCAAAGCAAAAGAAAAAAUAAAAGGGGAGUUUCAAGAAGAAAUGAGGUGUUUGGAAUGUGGUUGUUAUGGUUUAUCCUCUGAGUUUAUCAAUCCUAAAUUUUGCAGUUUUGAUUGUCAAGAUGUCUUCCAAAAUAAAAGCACCAAAAAAGAUAAAAAUGACAAAUUUAUUAAAAAGAAAAAGAAAAAACCUAAGGUAGAGGCAGAUACUAUAAAAUUAGGAAAAGAUGAAGAUAGCGAUGAGGAUUCUAUUGAUAACUCUUCUCAAGAUAAAUCUAUGUCAUAUCCAUGGGCAUGUAAGAAAAAGGGAUUUUCUUGGUCCAAAUAUCUAGAACAUGUCAAAGCCAAACCUGCCCCUGUAAAACUAUUUAAAGAUCCCUUCCCUUAUGCACGAAAUGGUUUUAGACCUGGCAUGAAACUCGAAGGAGUAGAUCCACAACAUCCUUCCUAUUUCUGUGUCCUUACUGUUGUUGAAGUUGUUGGUUAUAGAAUUAGGUUACACUUUGAUGGUUACCCCGAAAAUUAUGACUUCUGGUGUAAUGCUGACAGCAUGGAUAUUUUCCCAAUGGGAUGGUGCGAAAAAUAUGGCCAUGUACUUCAACCACCUUCAGGAUAUACCAUUGAAAAUUUCAACUGGGUGCAGUAUUUGAAACAGACAAAAAGUACUUCUGCACCAAAGCAUCUUUUUGCCAAUAGAGCUGGCCAGGCAAUAUGUCCUAAUGGAUUUAGAGUUGGUAUGAAACUAGAGGCUGUAGAUCGAAAAAAUACUUCACUUGUUUGUGUUGCGACUGUAAGAGAUAUGAUGGACAACAGGAUAUUGGUGCAUUUUGAUAGUUGGGACGACAUUUAUGAUUAUUGGGCUGAUCCCACUUCACCUUACAUUCAUCCGGUAGGCUGGUGCGAUCAGUAUGGACAUAAUCUUACUCCUCCAAAUGAUUAUCCAAAUCCAGAAUCCUUCUCAUGGGAAGUAUAUCUCAAAGAAAGGAAAGCAGUGGCGGCGCCAGUUCGAGCUUUCAAACAACGACCUGCUUGCGGGUUUAAGAGAGGGAUGCGACUCGAAUGCGUGGACCGGCGGGUUCCUCAAUUGAUAAGGGUAGCAACGGUGGAGGAUGUCAAAGAACAUCAAAUUCGAAUCCAUUUCGACGGGUGGAUCGACAGGUAUAGCUAUUGGGUAGACGACGACAGCCCCGACAUACACCCGGUGGGAUGGUGCCAGAAAACUGGACAUCCGAUCGAACCUCCUCUAACACCUGACGACGUCUACGAUUUUUUGGAGUGCCCAACAGUAGGUUGUAGAGGACAAGGUCACAUAAAAGGUCCAAAAUUUGCAACACAUUCUACUCAAAACCAUUGUCCGUACUCGGAGGGGAAUUUAGACAUUGAAAAAAUUUUGCCCGAUAGAUUGCUCAGUCCUGAUAGAAGUCCAGCGGCAGUGGUACCUGUUUCUAGGGAACCUAAGGAAUGUAAAAUUAAACCUCGAGUAGGUCGACCUCCAAAGAAUUGUCGACCGGAACCCAAAACGGAAUCCAUAGAAGAAGAGGAUGAUGAGCCCCCUGAAAAGAAACCAUGUAAGAAAAUUAAGACCGAAAUCAAAACAGAGCCUAACCAGACAAGCUCAGAACAAAAAUGGAAAGCUCUCAGCCUCAUCGAAGAUUCCAGUAUUUUACCAGCAGAGAAAGAAUCGUGGUCAAAACAUUCCGAAUUUUUGCACAGAUACACGAAAGUUGAUUUCGAUCCUCGGUUUUGGACCAGCAAAGAGGUGAUUCAUUUCGUAACGAAGUUGCCUGACUGCAAUAUAGAUCAUGAAAUGCUGCGCAAGGAAAAAAUCGACGGGGAAGCCUUCUUGUCACUUACUCCAACUGAUAUCGUAUCGAUAUUAAAAAUUAAAGUUGGUCCCGCUAUUAAAUUGUACAAUAGUAUUGUUUUAUUACGGCAGCAAAUAGACAAAAAAGUGUUUGCAUAAUGUUGAUAGAAACGUGAUACUUUUUACACUUUGUCUCAUAAUGUUUAUUAUAAAUAUUAAAUCUUUAAUUAUUGUUGUAAAUACUUGUACAUAAACUUUAUUUUACUGAUGAAUAUAAUUUUUCAUUUUUUAA
This is a messenger RNA of Diabrotica balteata, 3817 nucleotides long. The record is from the annotation of a GenBank genome assembly. NCBI's taxonomy places the organism in Eukaryota, Metazoa, Arthropoda, Insecta, Coleoptera, Chrysomelidae.